AUGGUGGAACCCACUUGGCUUUCCCCGUAUGAGGGCCCUGUUCAGAAAUCAAAUCUUGCUGGAAGUGUAAUGGAUGGUAUAUCGGAGGACAAGAUCUUAAUGAACUAUAAAGUGUACAAGUCCAGAUGGGUGAUGCUGGCUUUCUUUGUGCUUUACUCUGCGUCUAACUCGCUGCAGUGGACGCAGUACACCAUUAUACAAGACAUAGUGGUGAAAUACUAUGGAGUGCCGAGCAUGGUGGUGUCGUGGACUUCCAUGGUGUACAUGAUCACGUACGUGCCGCUGAUAUUUCCCGCCAGCUGGCUGUUGGAUAAAAUAGUGAGUGGAAUCGAUUCCAAAAUAAAGUUUUAA
Molecule: messenger RNA, 351 nt
Organism: Parnassius mnemosyne (clouded apollo)
Lineage: Eukaryota; Metazoa; Arthropoda; Insecta; Lepidoptera; Papilionidae
Source: the annotation of a GenBank genome assembly